Molecule: messenger RNA, 6302 nt
Organism: Hyposmocoma kahamanoa
Lineage: Eukaryota; Metazoa; Arthropoda; Insecta; Lepidoptera; Cosmopterigidae
Product: ATP-binding cassette sub-family A member 1-like
Exons: 31
Coding region: 44-5161 (1705 amino acids)
Biological process (GO): transmembrane transport; lipid transport
Cellular component (GO): membrane; intracellular membrane-bounded organelle
Molecular function (GO): ABC-type transporter activity; ATP binding; ATP hydrolysis activity
Source: RefSeq, a predicted model, not a curated record
GGCCAAUGGUGAGCUGUUUUCGUAGCGUGUUAUAUUACCGAAAAUGUCUUGGUAUCAGAAAUUGAAACUGUUAGUGUGGAAGAAUUUCCUUCUGCAAAGAAGACACAAAUGGCAAACAGUGUUCGAAAUAGCAUCGCCUGUGAUAUUUUCUCUUUUCUUAAUUCUACUAAGAUGCCUCGUGGAGCCGGAUUUAAAACAGGCGAAGAACUAUACGGAAUUCCGCCCAACUUAUUUCAAUAUAUCGCAAAGUCUUGGAAACCUGUCAGCAGUACGAAAAGAAGGGACUCUAGCAUUUUCACCAGAGAAUCCUCUAACCAGAGCUGUCACAGCAAAAGCCAUGGCAGCAGUGGCCUCCGACAACCUAGGGUUCUUGUCGCUUUUCUUUGAUGCAUCAGACCUUCCUGUUCCAAAGGGGUAUGCUAAUGCCCGAGAUUUGGAAGUAGCCAUGACACAACCAAAUGUUAUGAAGACCACUCUUCUUGGUGUCCAAUAUGAUGAUAACUUGGCAAAUGCCUCAUCAUGGCCAGAUAAAAUAAGGGUAACAUUGAGGUUUCCCGCAGUUAUGAGGACGCCCAUAGUCGAUCACCCUAUCCGAGCGAGUUGGAGAACUAAUUUAUUAUUUCCUCUGUUCCCACGACCGGGACCUCGCGCCCCUGAUGACAAAUUUGGGGGCAAAGUGCCAGGAUAUGUGCCUGAGCUCUUUCUUGGAAUGCAACACGCUUUAUCCAGAGAGAUAAUAGCUAUGAAGACGGGUCAUCCUUAUAGUACACAGGUAUACAUGCAGAGAUUUCCACAACACCAAUAUAGAGAUGACAAUCUGUUAAUUGCACUGGAAAGAUUUGUAUCUAUGAUAAUAAUGCUCUGCUUCGCGUAUACGUUUGUGAACACGGUCAGAAUGGUCACAGCUGAGAAAGAGUUACAACUAAAGGAAACAAUGACUAUAAUGGGUCUGCCCUCUUGGCUUCACUGGCUAGCGUGGUAUAUUAAACAAUUCACGUUUCUUUUGGUUUCUAUCGUCAUAAUGGUCACGUUACUUAAGAUUCCAUUGACGGCAGGAAAGUUCUCGGUGUUAACCUAUACGCCAUGGACCGUACUGUUCUUCUUCAUGGUGCUAUAUAUAUUGUCUUCACUCUCGUUCUCAUUUAUGGUCAGCGUGUUCUUCACAAGGGCGAACACAGCGGCGUCUUUCAUGGGCUUGGCGUGGCUGACAACAUACUCCUUUUUCAUGAUGACGCAAGUGCUGUACGAGGACAUCAGUCUGACGACUAAAGUUCUUUUGAGUUUAAUCUCGAAUACUGCAAUGGGAUAUGCCUUUCAGAUGAUAGUUAUUUGCGAAGGAUCUACUAGAGGUUUACAAUGGGGCGAUUUCUUUAAACCCAUAACAUACCACGACAAUUACAUGCCAGGUCACGUGAUGUUCAUGUUCCUACUAGACACAGUGUUGUACAUGCUGAUAGCUAUGUAUGUGGAGAAAAUUCGACCAGGAAUGUACGGCGUACCCAUGCCGUGGUAUUUCCCGUUCACUAAGAGUUUUUGGAGACCAAGUAAAGAAAAAGUUGCCCAAAACAACACAGACCUUGAAUACCACGAUUCGUUGUUGCAAGUGGUACACGAUGAGGAACCGAAAGAUGUACCCAUGGGCGUUAACAUUAAGAAUCUCACUAAAAUUUACAAAGGUCGCAAGAAGGCCGUGGACAACUUAAACCUUAGAAUGUACCAGAAUGAAAUAACAGUAUUAUUAGGUCAUAAUGGCGCUGGGAAAACCACCACUCUAUCAAUGAUGACAGGUAUGGUGAACCCCACGUCUGGAACAGCGAUCAUAAACGGCUACGACAUAGUAACAGAGACGCAUCAAGCUCGCAAAUCGCUUGGCAUUUGUCCCCAACACAACGUACUGUUUCCCGAUCUGACUGUCGCCGAACACAUCAUAUUCUACUCGAGGCUAAAAGGAGUGCCUUACUCGGACAUAGGAAAAGAAGUCGAUCACUUUGUAAAACUUCUUGAGUUAGAAGCAAAGAGAGACACACUGUCAGUUAAGCUGUCAGGCGGUCAGAUGCGACGGCUGUCAGUGGCUUGCGCUAUGUGUGGGUCAUCCCGCGUCGUACUGCUCGACGAGCCUACGUCCGGCCUCGACCCCGCCGCGCGGCGUUCUUUAUGGGAUUUAUUAUUGAAGGAAAAGAAAGGUCGAACCAUGAUUUUAACAACUCAUUUCAUGGACGAAGCGGACGUCCUGGGUGAUCGAAUAGCAAUAAUGGCAGGCGGUCGCCUCCAGUGCAUGGGGACGCCCUAUUUUCUGAAGAAACAUUACGGUAUUGGCUACAAAAUGACAAUCGUCAAAGCUGACAAUUGCAAAGUGAAUGACGUCACCAACUUCUUAAAAACAUACGUGCCCGAUGUUAAAGAGAAUACUAAUAUAGGUUUGGAGUUGACGUAUAUAAUAUCCAACGAUCAUGUGAGGAAGUUCCCCGACAUGUUGAAGGACUUUGAGAUGAAAAAAGACGAGUUAAAAGUAUCGAGCUAUGGACUUUCUGUCACCAGUUUAGAAGAAGUUUUUAUGAAGGCAGGUGCGGAGGACUUUACAUCGACAGAACGCAAGUCCACCAAAGGUCAAUUCAAGAAUUCGCCCAUUGUCAUCGCAAUCAACGAAGCUGCCGUCGCUCCUGAUUACAGAGAUUCCGCUAAUGGCUUGAGGGAACCAGAACAAGGGAAAAAUGUGAAAGGCUUUAGUUUAUUAAAGAAUCACAUCAAAGCUAUGUUCCUGAAACUCGCUUACAACGCGAUGAGAAACAAAGUUAUUGCUCUUAUCCAACUGAUCACACCACUUAUCAAUAUAUCGUUAUCCGUGCUCAUCUCGAGGUCUUGGAAGUUCAUGAGUUCAUUACCACCGCUUCUAUUGAGUUUAGAAAGUGGGUUUAAGAAAACUGAAACAUUGAUGUCGGAAAUAGCUGGCCUUCAAGAUAAUAGCCUGGAGGGAAUGGCUAUGCUUUCAUAUAAAAACUAUUUUAAAUCUAAGAAGGAUUAUAAUAUGAAACUUACCGAUUUUGGAUUCUCGCAAAUGGGCAAGAUGUAUUUGAAGAUGGCAGAAUCGGACCUGCCAAGAAUGCGCUACGAAACGUUAAUCGGUGCAACAUUUGGUCCCGAUAAAAUAACGGCCUGGUUCAGCAACUAUGGUUACCAUGAUUCGGCUAUCUCCCUCGCACUCGUGAACAACGCCAUAUUGCAAAGUCAAAUGCCUAAUAGCACGCUGGAGUUUGUCAAUUAUCCACUGCCGUAUACGAUUGAACAUUUGGUAAAAGUGAUGGCCACCGGUAGUAGUAUGGGAUUCCAGUUCGCUUUCAACAUCGGAUUUUGUAUGGCUUUCGUCACUGCGUUCCUUGUACUAUUUGUUGUCAAGGAGCGGAUAAGUGGUGCGAAGCUCCUACAGCGAGUGUCCGGCGUGCGGCCUGCCGUGAUGUGGAUAUGUUCAUUUUUGUUCGACUGGCUAUGGCUGUUCGUCGUCUACCUUUGCAUUAUCAUCGGCCUCGCUUGCUUUCAGGAGAACACACUUAAAACACCUGAAGAAUUGGGUAGAGUGCUAUUAGUGUUGUCCGUGUUCUCUUUAGCUACGAUACCACAGCACUACCUCGCCUGUUCCUACUUCGACGCGCCGGCCUCUGGAUUCUCUAAGAUGUGUUUCCUUAAUAUGUUUUUGGGUUGCAUGCCAUUUUUAAUAAUCGAAGUACUAAAACUUCCCGAAGUGGGAAGCCCAUACUACGCGAACAUAUUCGACUGGGUGUUCUCUCCGCUGCCGCUGUACUGCUUAAGUAGAAGCUUCAGGGACAUGAGCGUGUCAGCAUUCUCGAUCCUUGCGUGCGACAGUCUGUGCGACCAGUUUGUCAACAUUGCGAACUGCUCACGCGCCACUAUCUGCAACCGUAUGAACAUCACCGUGUGUUGUAUCGAAGACAACCCUUAUCUGAAAUGGAACGAGCCAGGCAUCGGCCGGUACCUCUUCAUGAUGACGUUAGUCGGCGUUAUAUUGUUCACCGUGUUGCUCCUUAAGGAAUAUGAAGUUUUUAAUGAGCUAAAGCUGCGCAUAGAAAAGAAAUCUCACAUCUACCCACAACCGCCUUUACCGACGGAUGAAGAUAGCGACGUAGCGUUUGAAAGGCACUACGUGGAGUCCCUCCACCGACGCAAGCUCGUCGAACAGAGCCUCGUGUGCAAGGACCUUACUAAAUAUUACAAACAUUUCUUGGCUGUGAACAGACUUACAUUUGCGGUUCGAAACGGCGAAUGUUUCGGGUUACUCGGCAUCAAUGGGGCAGGCAAGACGAGCACGUUCAAGAUGCUGACGGGCGACUACCCCAUCUCGCUGGGCGACGCUUUCGUGCACGGGGUCUCUGUUAAGUCAAACAUUCGGGAAGUGCACCAAUACAUUGGUUAUUGCCCGCAGUUCGACGCACUGUUCGACAAUUUAACAGCUCGUGAGACGUUGAGGAUAUUCUGUCUAAUGCGAGGGAUUCCCGUCAAGACUGGUGCGAAGCGGGCUAUGAAACUCGCUUCUAUGCUCGGUUUCACUAAACACUAUGAUAAGAAGGUUUGCGAAUGCAGUGGCGGGACAAAGAGAAAAAUUAGCACUGCGGUUGCGCUCCUUGGGGAUUCGCCACUCAUUUUCUUAGACGAGCCUACGACAGGCAUGGAUCCAGCUUCUAAACGCUUAGUAUGGAGCUCAGUGAGUGACGCAGUGGCAAGUGGGCGUAGCAUCGUACUGACGUCGCACAGUAUGGAGGAAUGCGAGGCAUUGUGCUCCAGACUCACAGUAAUGGUAGCCGGGCGACUGCACUGCCUUGGGCCACUGCAGCAUCUUAAGAGUAAAUUUUCGCAAGGAUACACGUUAAUAAUAAAAAGCAAAAGUUUACCUAAAAGAGACGAUAACGUAGCAACUGUCCAUCAAUACGUCACAAAGGAAUUCUCCGACAUCCGGCUUGUUGAAACCUACCUGGGCAUCAGCACAUAUUACUUAAACGAUGUCGGUUUGCCAUGGUGGCAGGUAUUCCACAUAAUGGAGAAAGACCGAGAUUCUCUCCCCAUAGAAGACUAUUCCGUGACUCAAACAACGUUGGAACAAGUAUUUCUCAUGUUUACAAGGACACAGGGCGAAACGGAAUCAAGAGUAUAGUUUGACAAGUUAGUAGAGAAUAUUGGUUACUUGACAAUAUUCUCUACUAACUUGUUAAACUUAUUUAAUGAGGACUCAAUCUCAGAAUUACAAUGUAUUAGUAACUGAUCUGAUGAUGUAAUGGUAAGCUACUCAUCAGUAGUUUUGCAGUAAGCGUGUCCGAUUACUAAAUGUUCAAGGUCGGGUACAGUCCAGCUGUCAGUAGCAAACCCGUCUGACGUAUUUUCGUUCAGGGAGACCAACACACGCAACCAAAGUGUUUUUUGUACGUGCGUAAAUAUGGGUGCAAUACGAUUCAAGACCACGCAGGGGUCCAUUAAAUUAUCCUUUCAUCACAUUCGUAUGUAUAUAGUAUGAUUACCUUUUUUCUUGGCUGUAAUGAGAAGAAAAAAGGCCCGAGCGUCUUAUUUGAGGCAUUAUAGUCAAGUGUGCAUGCAAUCAUACUAUUUACACGCAAAUGUGAUGAAAAACAUUGUAUGUUUCACGGGCGGUACGGGAAUUACGAACCUCGACAGUCUUCGCCUUCGGGCUUCUGUUAGAGUCUCGUUCGCAAUUCCUUAUUUACCGCCCUUAAAACACAAUGCACUAUUAAAGGAAUAUUACAAUUUCUUUACCUUAGACCAAUGCUGUUAAACCUUUUGUUAUUGUAUAGCUAGCUGUACCUGACGUAUAAAUACUGUUGUUAUAAACCGUCAUACUAGGUAAAAUUACGUCACAAAUCUACCUAAAAAAACUUCUAACCGUCGCUUAGGAAACAACAUCGUUUAAUAGGUCUCACAAGGUGCGCUGACGGCGAAAAAAGUCGUUCAGCCCAAUGCAAUCGCAGUCGGCUUGCGAAAAGGCGUGGCAAACUACUUUCCGCUGGACGGAACGAUCUUUUUAUUAUUUGUUUAAUAGCGGCUACUGUGCUUGGGCCAGUGUCAGUUUCGAUGUACCUUGCCAAAUAAUAUUGAUCAAGAACGCCAACCCUUGGCAGCAAGCAAGGUAUUUAUUUUUGGAAGAGCUUCUUCGACGGACUGCUGCGUUUUAUUUUCUCUCACAGACGACUACAGACGAUCCCUCUUACGUAAAGUAUCGUAUGUCGAAAUUGCCCAGUUGAUACGGGAAAAGUUUUAAAGUUCUGAGUUCACUGAAAUGAGCA